CCUGCCGGACCCUCCGCACCAGCAGUGGGCCUUGUCUGCUGCGAACGGCUCAUCAGAGGUGGAAGGUAAGCUGCCUGGGCCCAGGGGGCGGGGGCGGGGCUGGAGGGGUGGGUGCACAGCUCGCCAAGUCCUCACCUCCUGGGCCUCUGCAGAGGAUGGGAAGGGUUGGGAAGGGUGGGUGCAGGCUGAUACUGAGCUGGGGAGAGUCUGCAAACUGGCUGACGCCCUGGCCGACAGAGUUGGCAGGGCCUGAGAGAUCCCCCCAUUGUGACCCAGAGGCCUAGAGAGGUGUCUUCCUGGGCCAGGGUCACCCGGCGCACAGAGAGCAGGGCUGGGGCCCGUUUACCCAGGAUUCGUCAGGUUGGGGUUCAUCAGAGCCCCUUCCCAGCAUGAUGUAAGGGGGGCAGAUGGGGUCUUGGAGGGCAGUGCAGGCAAUGAGUGCCAAGGGCCAGGCUGGGGGUCUGUGAGCUGGAUGCAGUGGUCCAGCAGUCAAGAGGACCAGGGAGGGGCAAGAGGACCUUCCCAGCAGCCAGCCCUGGAGGAGCUUCAGGGACCUGACGAGGCCUUUCCAUUGAUUACAAACAGACAGAAUGAGUUGUGCCUUCCCUGGCCCCUCCACUCCCCACCCAGGGUUGUAUCAAGAGGGAAUCUUCAAAGGGUGAGACAAUUUGCCAAAGAGACAUACGUGCAGAAGGCAGGAGGCCCAUGCCAGGCCCCCUGCCUUGCCCCUCCCUCCCUGCCUCUCCAAGACGUGCUGCCAGGCCACACACCACUUUCCACGGAAGAAAGGGAGCAUGUAAGGACAUGCACAUGCACACGCGUGGUGACCUCUGUGAGCUGGGAACACCCUCCCUCUACUGCCUGUAGCCAGCCUCUCCUGGGCCUGACCAUGCUCUGACGGCUGAGUCCCAGGCCCCUUGGGCACUGAGAAGGUGGGGGUGGUAGCAGAUGUUGAUUUCAUUGAUAUCCUCUCCCUCCCCCUGCUUGCCCUCUAGGAUUGGCACAAUAUUAUGCUCUCUGGGAUUUGGAGAGAGACCCAUCACCUACCUCCACCCCAUGGCCUUUUUGAUGCUUUUAGUAUAUUUCAGAUAACAGCUAUCAAAGAAGUCUGAGCCUCAGUUUCAUCAUCUAUAAAAUGGGAGCAUUAAACUACAUGAUAUCUAAGGUUCUUUUUCUCAGAUUGUAGGAUUCUCUGACUCCAUGGAGGAGACACAGGAGUAUAUUUCUCCCAGGGACCCGAGUGAGGAGGGACCCGGGAAGUAUCGAUCCAUUAGAACAGCUCACCUGUCAUCCUGAUCAAUUAGGGAGCCUGUAUCAUGACCAGGGAAAGAGCUUUGGACCCCAGUUAUCAAAAUCCUGAAAAUGCCAUCCCCUCCUAACACCAGACAAGAGACAGAAUGGUCUGUGCUUUGCAGCCGCAGACGUUGAUUUUUUACUAUUACUAUUCAUGGUAAUAUUAUCAGGCAUUUACUAUAACUCUGUGCCACAAGCUGUGAACUAGGAAGGCACUCGUAUUCUCCACGUUUUAUAGAUGAAGGCUCUGAGGCUCACAGAGGCCCUUGCGGUCACCUAAAGCCUUGGACACUCUUCAGUACAUGUGACAGAGCUGGAGCGCGUGGCACCGAGCCUCCCCACGGCUCACAGCUGAGCAGGCAUUGAGCAGGGUGUCCCCUGCCGCAGGCUGGGUGUGUGCCCCACCGGUGACCACCAAGAGGAUACCUGCUGGGCUCGGGCUGGUGGCCAGUGGCUCUGCCCAGCCCGGUCCCCCCACCCUCCCAGUGGCCCCCCCCAGGAGCUUGCUCUCAGGAUGAAACACUUCCCAUCUGGGGUCUCCUCUGUCCUGGGUGGUAGGCAGCUGGAGCCAGACGGGAGGCUCACCCAAGGGCUGGCAAGAGAGCCGAGAGCCCACUUUUUGGCCCCGGGAGCAGCCAGGCGCCUGCCUCGGCCACAGCCUCCCGUUCCUCUCCCUGCACCCCGGCCUCUGAGCGGGUCUGGGGCUGCCCUCAGGAGCAGCUGAGCAGAGCUCUUUGCCGAGGGGCUCAGCCCACAGCUGGGAGCGGUCACAGCACUCCCUGAGCCAGCCCCUCGCCCAGCCCCCUCUGUUUCUCCCACACACCCAGACAGCAGCCCCAGGAAUGAGCUGCCCCCUUUCCUGGUGUCUGCCAGGUAAAUCAGGCCCAGCCCACCUCCUUCUCAGCCCUCUCCCAACACCAUCCGGCCAUGAGGCCCAGAAAGCGGUGGGCUUCAGGGCCCCGGAGCCUGGGUCCUGUUGCCGCAGUCUGCAUGGUGGGUGAGGGGAAAGGAAAUCCCUUCUGCCUCCUAGGCCCUGCGGCUCUGCUUAACCUGGCGGUGGCCUCAUGGCCCAGCUGGGUGGAGUUUGCUUGCGGGAUGGUAGGGGGACGGGGUGCCCCUUCUCUGCUGCUCUCCCCCUCCCUGAUGGCUGGUCCCGGGGCAGGACCCUGAACCUUCUGUGGCACUUUGGCAGCUGGCUAUCCCUCUGCUGUUAUUUAUGUUUUCCGAGGCAGAGAUUAAAUGUUCAGAGUUGUGUAGUGCUUAUGAAGGUUUUAGACUAAACACGCACUCAUAGAGUUACAAUAGGGAGGUGCUCCUCUGACCUCUCCCUGCAAAGGCUGGCUUCCCUGGGGCUUUGGGCUGACCUGGAGGAGAGGGCCUUGUUUCCCACUUGGGUCCAGGGAGAGUGACCCAGUGGCCUGGAGAGGCAGGAUCAGGGAGGUCUCUGGUCUCCCUCCCGUCCCUGGGCCCAGCCCUAGUGCGCCCUAAGCAGACAGGGCAGAAUGGAGCAGCAGACGCUCAGAUAAGCACAGUUUAUUGCUCUGUGGCCGCUUCAGCCAGCUCCACGUGGACACACUGCCUCUUGGGUAUUUUCCACCGGCUUGCAGCCUUUCCCAAGGGCCUCUGCUAGGGCUGAAGUUUAUUUUUCCUCUAAGAUUACCCUGAGACUCACGUCCUCGUAGGCUCAGUAGAAUGGACUUCAGCCCCUUCUGCCCCUAGUAAGGGACAUGGAAGGUAGUGAGGGGCUGCUAGGAGAGGUCAUUGCCCUAGGGCAGAGGCUGCAGCGUCCCCAGGUGGCCCAGCUUCCCUGUCCUCCCCCACCAGCUGAGGAUGACCACCAGGUACAGGGCAGGAUGACCCAGGACUGGAGAUGUGUCUCUGCUCACGGUCUCACAGCUGGGCUGGGUUGUGUGCACAGAAUCACAGACUGCCUGUCAGAUCUGGGAGAGCCCUUAGCAACCAUCUAUUCCCAACCUUCUUCUUUUUCCUCAGCUGAGGAAACUGAUAUACCCAGAAAGGUGAAGUGACCGCCCCAAGGUCACACAGCCAGUGUAGGGCCAGGACUAGAAGCCAGGUCUCCUGGCUCUGGCUACUCACUUCCUGUGAGCCUCUGUUUGGGACCAGGCCCCAGGCCCUCCCCUGAAGGAGCAACGUCUUUUGAGAGACUCCAGAUCAGCCCGCAGAAGUUCCUGGUCAAGACCACCAGGACAUCGUGGAGGUCAGGGAUGUCCCUGAUAACCUUCAGUGAAUUCUCAUCUAAUCAAUCAGUAAUUACUUAGCCUGUGUUUACUGGGUGCUUGGGUCCGUGUCUUCAAGGAGCCUCAACUUGCUUGUAAAAAAGAUAAGAGCCACCAGUGACGGAGAUAAGGCAAGCCCUUGGGGCUGAGUUAUGCUCAAAAAAGGAACAUCUGUUCACGCUGGACAAGUAGGAGAAGGCUUCGGAGAGGAGGAAAGGAGGCGGGCCUGGGGAAGUGGGAAGUGGGCUUUAUUUGGUUAGAAACGAGAAGGGGGCAAGGAGCAUGGACCUCAAGUGGGAAUUAGGAUGAUGUGGCCCCGAGCUCUCACGAGGGUGGCCUGACCGAAAUGGAGCACGGGAAUGGGGCAUGUUGCUGACUGCAGUCUUGGCCACCAGGCAGAGGAGCUGGCCCAGUGUGGGCAGGAAACAAGGACUAAGGGGAAGGCUAACCCUCCCUGUGGGACUCUGCAAGCCAGUCUUGCAGAACUGACUGUUUUCUGCCAAUUCCCCAAGACUGAGGAAGCACCAGGUCAGGGCUAAGAAAGAUCCAGAGGGCCUGGGGAGCUGCCAGAGCACGCUCCUCGAAGCUUCAAGGCACCGAGGCAGAUGCGGCCCCUGACUUGAGAAUAGAGCUGAGAGCUCAAGACACUGAGAAAUUCCGUUCCACUGGGAUUUCCAUCCGGCAGACGGGUUGGAGGUCCAGCUGUCAUCCCAGAGGGAUCACAUCAGGAGUUCAGAGCCGGGGGAGCUCACAUAGGCAGGGGGCUUCCUGGAGGAGGGGGUGUGGGCUGAACCUGGGAGGACCCGCAGGGCCUAGGCUUCAAGGAGCAGGCCCCUCCUGGCCUGACGCAGCUGUCUGUGCCUCCUCGCAGUGGUGCCCUUCCAGGAAGUGUGGGGCCGUAGCUACUGCCGGGCCCUGGAGAGGCUGGUGGACAUCGUGUCUGAGUACCCCGGCGAGGUUGAGCACAUGUUCAGCCCGUCCUGCGUCUCCCUGCUGCGCUGCACGGGCUGCUGUGGCGAUGAGAACCUGCACUGUGUUCCAGUGGAGACGGUCAAUGUCACCAUGCAGCUCCUGAAGAUCCGCUCUGGGGACCGGCCCUCCUACGUGGAGCUGACGUUCUCUCAGCAUGUGCGCUGCGAGUGCAGGCCUCUGCGGGAGAAGAUGAAGCCAGAAAGGAGGAGACCCAAGGGCAGGGGGAAGAGGAAGAGAGAGAAGCAGAGACACACAGACUGCCACCUGGCCUGUCUCCUUCCACCAACAGGACUCAGGAAAUCAUUUCAUGCCAUGGGACUGGGGCUGGCCAAGUCCUACCCCAUGAGCCCAACCCUGCACGAGCGGAGACCUCCACCCCACUCUGUGAAGAUAGGGAUGCUGGGGAGGAUUCUGGGUGCGGCGAUACUGUUCCCCGGAGGUAACCAGCCCCUCGGAGGAGAGAGACCCCACACCCAGCUCGAGUAUUUAUUACCGUCACACUCUCAGUUACCUCCCUGCUGGCACCUGCCCUCUAUUUAUUAGCCAAUUGUAUCCCUGCUGAAUGACUCACUCCCUCCAAGAGGAGGGGCAGGGAGGGACAGGACCCUCAGGAAUUCAGUGCCUUAAACAGAACGUGAGAGAAAGACAGAAGACAGACCCAUGUGGCUUCAGCUUGGGAAGAAGCAAGACGUGUGGCUUUGUGAGGGGCAGGCCAGGCCCCAGAGGCUCCGGGGGUCACCAGGGGGCUGGAGAGGGAAGGACUGGAGACCCACCGCCUGCCCCCCGGCCUUGGGCUCCGCAUGGACCAGCAGCCCUUGCUGGGGGAGCUCCUGGCCGGGGUGGGAGUGGAGAAGCCUGCUCCCACUGGCCCUGCUGGGAGAGUGAGCAGGCAGCAGCUCUGCACCCUCUUCCUGGCAGCAGCUCUACCCCUGGAGAUCAGAACAUUCAGCUGUGGAGAACAGUGGUUGCCUGGGGGCCUUGGCCACUCCUUGUCCCCUAGGUCUGGCCUCACAUCUUGCCACUGCUUGUGCUGGGACAUUGUUCUUUACGGCUAAGGCGUCACCAUCCUGCCCCUCCCAGGGACACAGGCAAAGAGUGGCCCCAGGCUGGACAUGGAGCGAGCUGCCCCCGCGUGGCUGUUUGACCACCAAGCCAGAUUCUCUUGAAUAAAGUAUUUUAGUCUGGAAACAGCUUUCCAGGGGAGUGUGUCGGCCAGAGCAGCGGGCAAUAGCAGGACAUGGAAGCAGGACAGAAGUAAAAGGGACCGUGGGCUCCAGGGCUCCCCGGGGGUAGCUCGAGCCUGUUGCUGCAGCUCCCUGGGGCAUCUUCUCCCAGGUGCUUUAGGCACGACCCUGAGGCCCACUCCUCCCGUAAUGAGGGGUUCCCAGGAUGGAGGCUUGGCCCCAAACUUGGGAGGCCCUGACCCCAGCCACCCCGAUCACCCUCAAAUUCAAGAGCACAGUCCCCUUCCUCUCCCCGCCAGGGCCACCCUAUACCCAGCCCAGUGCCCUACCCUCUGGACCCUGAGUGAAUGGGGGCUCCCAGGUGCCACAGAUUGUGGCCCUGGGGGACUGAACUGCACCACCUCCAACCCACGCUGGCUGCUGAACGCAGGGAUUGGCAGAUGCUGCCUGAUCUCUUCCUCCUUUGACCUCCUGUCUUCCUCUGUCUUCCUCCUGAACACCUUGGCAUGAAAUGAGAAAAAAAUGUUUUUUCUUUUUUCAAUCCCAUACACUUACUCUCUGAUUCCCUUCUGCCUUUGACCCACAAGAUGUGUUUGUUUUCCUGUUGUGUUUUGGGAAGGGGAGCUCCCUGUUCUCUCUAAUUGCAGGCUCCUCAGACAAAGCCACAAGGCCCGGGGGCAGGGGCCCGCCCCAGGCUUUGGAAGGAAGCCAAGGACGCUCCAGUGAGGUAGGUGGAGUGGGGAGGCCCUGCUGAGGCCCUUGGUGGUCUGUUCACCGAGGCCUGGGCCCCCCUGGAGGACAGUCUGGUCAGAAUGUGCUUCUGGCUGGUGAUCACAGAGUAGGGGUGGGCCAGCCCCGGGGGACACGCUUUGCAGAAGAAACGCACUUUCUCUCCAGCUUCUCCACUCUUGGGCUGGACGCAUUCCCCGAGGCGUUGCCUCUGAGGGACUGAGAACUGAGAAGAGCACCCCUCCCCCUUAGGCUCUGAUGUGGCCCCAGGGACCCUACCGCAGCCCUUGCAGCAUCUCCAAGGCUCUCAGAUUCACAAGUCACCCGCAUGGAGGUCUGCCUCCCCACCCAGACCAGCCACCUCUGUAGAGAACUAGACAGAGACCAGGGGAGCAUCCAGAGGCCAGAAGCAAAAGUCUGCAUCCGGGCCAGAGCCUCACAGCAGGAGUCAGUAGGAAAGGAGCUGACUGUCCACCUGACUACACUGGCCGUCCUUUCAAAUCAUUUAGGACAUAGAGGGCCCUUUUCCUUUGCUCUUUAUAUAUUUGUGGAGCCCCACCUGUGUACCUGACACUGUCCUAGGCACCAAGGACUCAGUGGGAAAUAAAACUCCCAGGACCUGCUCUCAUGGAUCUUGUAUUUAGUGGAGAGACAGACCAUAAUCGUGGUCCAAUAAGGAUGUUGGGUGGACUUUAUUCUUUUUCAAAUUGGAGACUGGACCAUAACUUAGGAAAAAGGGGUCUUGAGUAUCCCACACUCUAAAACAAAGAAGAAGCAAUUUGGGGCUGGACACAUCUGCCUACAGGAUUUAUUAAGAGAUGGCUGAAGUAAUCCUGCUAGGCUCAAACAUCACCCAGCAUCCCCUUCCUCAGUCUCCAUAAGCGGAGGACCAGGGAGGGGGAAAGGAGAGAGAAGGAGGGGAGGUCACCAGAGACCUGGGUUGCUGGCCCCUUCUCCUCUCCCUGGAGCUGGAUUUGUCAUUCAGAUUAGCCCAUGUGCUAGCUGGCUGGGAGUUGGAGGAAUGGAGAACUGAAUAGUGAGUAACAGAGGAUGGGGAGAGGGGACACCUCAGCACCUCCAGUGGGAGUUUCCAGGGGGACAUAGGGGAAGGUGAAUGGCCACGAGCCUCCUUUCCCGUGUUCUCCCAAGAGGGAUACGUGCAGAUGAGGAAACCCCAGAGGCUCGAGGCUGUGGACCUAGGGUUGGGACAGUAGCUGAGUGGAGGUGUCAGGUAUAGAUCUGGAAAGGGCACACAGUAGGGAGCAGUGCGUGGGGUAGCCCUGUAGUGUGCAGUGCACCCACAUGAGAGUGGACAUCUAGACGCCCGUCAUACGAGGCACAUUCAUAGCUGGAGAAGAAAUGGCCACAGCCAAGAGAAACUUUCCCCUAAUUUCUCCUUCCCGGCCCUGUGAAAAAAGAGAAAGGGACUUUGGCGAGGAAAAUAGAGAGGAGUACAGGGGCAGACUACGCCUCUCCCCGCUCCCUUGAGCCAAGUCCAGGCCCUGCCCAGGGGAGAGAAAGGGCUUAGUCUUAAAUUGGAUGGACCAGCCUAGAUGGGGCUGGACCUUUAAUAAAUUAAAGUGACAGGAACAUUAGAAGGUCUGCCCAAGAUGCUAUUAAGAAACAGGAAAAGGAGGAUCAACAUAGUUAAUCUACAAGCAAUGAUGAGAGAAAGAAACUGGUUUGUUUGUGCUCCCACGGUUUGCUCAAUAAGCAAUCUAUACAUGUAAACAGAGAAAUUAACGAGAAAAUGACUUAUUGCCAGAAUACGGUUCUGGCAUAUUAGAGAUGGCCCUUCCUUUGAGUUGACCUGGGUCUGCUUUGAUCAAUAGAGUAUAGCAGAAGGGACUUUAUAAUUGUUCCAAGUCCUUUAAAGAGCACUAGCAGCUUCUGCCUUGGUCUCUUGGAACCCUGGGCUGCCAUGUAAGCAGUCCAACUAUUGUGAGGUCACCAUGUUGGAAGGAAGCCCAAGCUAGCAAUUUAGAUACGUAUGGAUAUGUAGGCAGGGGUAGCAGCCAGCUUCCAGUUGCUCCAGCUCCCAGGCAUUACAGUCAUCUCAGCUGAAGCCCCAGACCCCAUAGAGAAGAGAGACAUUAGCUGUACCCACUGUCCCCUGUUUGAUUUCCUAAUCCAUAGAAUUAUGAGAUGUAAUAAAAACAAAGUGUCUGGGGGCAGUUUGCUAUGCAGCAAUAGGGGCUGAAUGGAAAAUAAGGAAAGGUGAUGAGAUAGUGUUUGGGGAAGGUUCUCUAGACCAGGAGGUCACGGAAGGCCUCUCUGUGGAGGUGACAUUUAUGGUGAAGUUAUGGUCAUGUGAAGAUCACUCCAAAACAGGACAAGAGCCCUUUGAACAGAAAACACAGCUGAUGCAAAGGCCUAGAAGGAAUCCCAGUGUGGCUAGAGCGUGAUGAGUAAGGAAGGAAGGGCCAGGAGAUGUGAUGUUAGAGGUAGGCAGGUCAUGAAGGGCUUUGCAGGGUAAGGAGUUUGAAUUUUGUUGUAAUGUAGAGGGAAACCACUGGAGGGUUUCAAGCAGGGGAAUGAAGUGGCAUUACGUACAUUUUUGAAAGAUCACUCUGCCUUCCAUGCGGAGGAUGGACUCUAAGGGCACAAGCCCAGAGGUACAAAUACCACCUCGAAGGCUAUAGCAAAUCCAGACAACCAAUUAUGGUGGCUUUGUCUAGGAAGAAGCACAUGGAAUGGAGAGAAGUAGAGUUUGGUCUUAAUUAUGCAUGUGGGCUUGUUACUCCGAUCAUUCAUUCAUUCAUGAACAUUUUUUGAGUCUACUAGGACCAGGCAUUUUGUAGCAGAUACAUGUGUGAAGGGGCAAAAUAUGUUAGCACAUGAAAGUCUUUCCAGCGUCCCCACUUACUAAAGAAAAUCCCAUUCUGGAAGAAAUAAGGAUAAAGAGAGAGGUCUUAGCUGGAAAGACUAAGUUGUCUACCUGAGAACUAAGAGAGAGAAGGCACGAUUCUGAGAGAGAAAUAAAAGAUGCCAGGGCCAGAGCUAGAGAAAGAGCUUGGUGCUCUGCUUGGAGCUUCUGAUGAUUUAAGACAGCAUGGGGAGCGAAGGAAGGGUUUGGGGAAUGUUGCUACACUUCCCUAAUGCUGAAGGCCCUAAUGUUCUUAGGCAGAAACCCAACCCAGUGAAACACCUGGAUUAGCUAGGAUUACACAGAGAUAGCUAAGACAUUGUCCCUGCUCCUAGAAAAACUCGUCAAAGGAAUCAGAUACGCACAGGUGAUCACAACAGAAGGAAAGAAGGCCACAUAGCUUCAGCAAAGGCAGAUGGAGUGCUACUAAAGAAAUCCGAGCUGAGGUGAUUUACCCAUGGAGAAAGUCAGGGCCAGCUUUGCAAAGUCAGUGACAUUGAGGAAUAGGCAAGCCUGAGUGCAGGGAGAUGGCUGGGGAAGGUGUUCUAGGUGGAGGCAACCCACUAACAAAGACCCAGAGGUGCACCCCCUCCCCCAAAUCCAGGGUAAAAGCCAGGGCUUUUCCAGUGGUUCAGUGUGACUGAUGCAUAAGGUAGGUGCAGCAGAGGAGUGAUGGAUAAGGCCAGAAGGUGGGCUGGGCCCCAGGCGCCAUCCUUGGGAGUCAGGACUUUGGGAAGCAGUGGGAGGCACGGAAGUGUUUUAGGCAGGAGGGUGAGGUGAUCUUGGAAUUCCAGGCUGAAAGAAAAUUUACAAAUAAUCCAUUUCCAUACCCUCAUUUUGCAAAUGAAGAAGCUGAGGGCCAGGUGCGUCCAAAGCCGUGGAAGUUAAGUGAGUCAGAAUUUCACAAUUGACCAGUAAGUGACAGGAAUGGAAUUGAAUCCAGAUCUGGAUCCAAACUCCGUGCUCUCUACCCCUCACCGCAUCAUCUCUCCUCAGGAUGGAGCGCAGAGGAGGGGAGGGGAGGAGAACUGUGUCUGCUCCAAACCUAAGAAGCAGGCCAGACAUCUGCGUGGUGGGUCCACAGAACGGGCCCCUCUGCACACACUGGUGGGAAACCGAGGCUCCAGACAGGGCGGUGACAGGACAGAGCCUUGGUGUGGAAAGACGGCUCUGUCAGCACCGGAGCCCGGCAGCUGUUUUCCUAGAGAAGGCCGACCCUUCCCUUUCCUGAGGGAAGCCUGGAGUGUGCUCUCCCUACCCCGACGCUGGCUGUGACUGAGGCAGAUGAGGGCCUGGUCCCUGCUAGCCAUCUGUGGAUCCCACCUCACAGGCCACGGGGCUCCAGGCCAAAAAGAUAGUGUGUUUCUAGCCCCUGAGGUAGCUUUUUACCAUGGCAACCACCAGGCAGGACAGUCCGGCGGGGAGGAGGGUGAGGGCUUCCCCACGGGGCUGGGCACCCUCCCACCCGCAUUCCUCCCACGGAGAGGGCGUUACCUGGGUGACGGGCAGAGGGCCCUGCGGCCAUACUGACCGUCCGUCGAGGCACUUUGGAGAAUCAGCCCCUGUCCUCACUGGACUCGGAAGAGGAGAGUCCCCCACCGCCAGCCCCCAUCUCUAGGCCUAUCCCUUCUUCUCUCCCAUCUAAGGCCCCGGCUCCCCCACCCCCACCCCCACCCAGCAGUCAGCCCGGGCCCCCCAUGAGUCACCGUGUGAGCCACUCAGCAACGGGAGCCUCUGUGCUCACACAGCCAGGCCGGCAGCCCUGGUUGUUUACAGACAUGUAACCGCCUGACGCCCCCAGCGGGGGUCUGAGGUUUAGACUGUAAUGAUGGUGAUAUCCGCCCCUCCUUGAGCUCUUUAUCCCUCCCAAAGCUGUCCCUGCCACAGUCCUCUUCGGAAGCCUGUGAAGUCUUUUCAUUUGCCAGACAAGUUGGAAGGAAGUACUGAGAGGGUGAGAAAUCUGCCCGAGGAAUUCCAGCCCCAGAGUCUCUGGAGGGUCCAGGGGGCUGACAGCUGGCCGCGGCUGCCACACAGCGAGGCAGAAGCUGAGGCCUCGUGGGCUCUGAUCGGCUCAUGGACCCCGGGCCAGCCCUUUGGGGUCGUGGAGGUCAUCACUCAGGAGGGAGGGCCCAGUCGGAACCUGAGGGUAGGGGGGAACCUGAGGGUAGGGGGGCACCCGGGAGCUAUGCCUCCCCCACCCCAGAUCACUGGAAAUACAACUUCUCACCAGACCUGCGGAGGUAAGGAGGGGAUAGCACUCUUCUCUCACAACCAAGUCCUGAGUCCAAAUCCAGGAAGCUCUGGGUGCCUUUGGGAUCCUUCUUUAGAAACCAGUCCUGGCCAAUCAGGAUUAGCUGUAGCACAAAGACUCCCCCUGGGCUGUUUCACUGAGACCCUUCAUCUUCAUGUAUGUGUGGACUGCCCUGCCAUCUCUUCCCUUCUCUUUCCUUCUCUUCCCAUCCUCUUAGGAAAAGAUGGAUUGUUAUGUGGCUAUAGUAACAAGUAACUCUUAGCACCAGUUAUCUACCCGGCUUCUUCUACGACCACUUGUUUCAGUAACCAUGCUCCUGGAGCCGCACGCUCCAGCAGUCAUAGCCCACCCUUCUGAGAAUAACCAGUCAGCAGCGAUCUCACUCCAUUGAGGGUGCUUCUAGAGCCAAAGGUCGACCAUUCCUAAACACUCUGAAAGUUGACCCAUCGCUGAACUCCACGCUUCCCCAAAGCCUAUAUGAGAUGACCUCUCCCCCUUGCUCAGAGAUGCCUUUGCAGGUACAGCUCUCUUAAGCAAGCAGUACACUCAAGACUCUUCUUUCUGAUAGUGAGCGGUCACAUCUUCCUUUAAAACUCUGCCCCCCACCCAGAUAUUUCCUAUAACCUAUCACAAAUUCCUCCAAAAUCCAGAGAACGAGCAAUACAUUGUUUUCAGCUUUGGUAUAAAUUUGGCCUAAGCUGGGCCCACAAGUGCUUUCCUUCUUAUCCCUCUGCCCUCCCCCAGCAUUCCAGCUCCAUCCUGGACCCACAUGGAGCAUCCACAAGACAAAUAAACCUCUCUUUUGAUAAAGUGGAUCACUUCCCUUGGCAUAAUUUUGGGCAUGUUGCGUUAUGUCAAAUGACCCCCUCCUCCUCCCACCACCAGGCAUGAAGACAGGGAGAAGGGAGGAGGUGGAGGAGACAUCCUGACACCGAAAUGAGAUCGUAAUAUAUUCAUGAUGUUAUAACUUGCUUCUUAAACUUAAUAUGUUGUAGACAUUCCCCACAACGAUAGAUAUUCUUCUACGAUAUAGUUUUUUAAGCACUGAAUUGCUUUGCGUCACUUGGAUAUCCCGUAAUUUGAUUACUUGAUCUGUUGCUGGAUAUUUAGUUUCUCUUUGUUGUUGUUGUAAUAAACAAUACUAUGA
Messenger RNA from Aethalodelphis obliquidens (Pacific white-sided dolphin), 12679 nucleotides. RefSeq names its product placental growth factor (gene PGF). NCBI's taxonomy places the organism in Eukaryota, Metazoa, Chordata, Mammalia, Artiodactyla, Delphinidae. The record is from RefSeq and is a predicted model, not a curated record. The coding region runs from base 4497 to 5045 and encodes 182 amino acids. Gene Ontology annotation, molecular function: growth factor activity; chemoattractant activity; vascular endothelial growth factor receptor binding. The transcript has 7 exons. Gene Ontology annotation, cellular component: membrane. Gene Ontology annotation, biological process: positive regulation of mast cell chemotaxis; induction of positive chemotaxis; response to hypoxia.